CCUGCUCAAGUGGCCGCGGUGAAUGGUGAGAGAUAAUCCUCCUCGGCUCCACAGCAGACACACAACAGAGCUACCCUGCUGGAUCUGGAUGCGGGCAUCCUUGGAUUCUGCUCUUUUUAACACGGGCCCACAGCACGAAAACUUAACGGAACAACAAUGGUGCACGCCUCGCCGGCUGCUGGUCGUUUAGGGGACCGGGGAUUGUGGUCAAUGUGACAUUCACUGGCACGCUGCUGUUGAGUUGUAUUGUUCUGGUCCUAGACGCAGAGCAGCAGCGAUUCUCCGAGAAGAUGUUGAGCCGAUUCAAGAGUGGCAGCAUCAGGAAUCUUGAGCGGGAAUACAGCUGCACCGUGAGACUGCUGGAUGAUACGGAAUAUACGUGCACCAUUCAGCGGGAUGCAAAGGGAUCGUAUCUGUUUGACAUCAUCUGCCACCAUCUCAACUUGCUGGAGAAAGACUAUUUUGGCAUCAGAUAUGUGGAUCCAGACAAGCAGCGGCAUUGGCUGGAGUGUUCGAAAUCAAUUGCAAAACAAAUUAAAUCUCAGCCUCCCUUCACCAUGUGUCUGAGAGUCAAAUUCUACCCUCCUGAACCUGCUGCGCUAAAGGAGGAAAUCACUCGAUAUCUUGUCUUCAUGCAAAUCAAGAGAGACCUCUACCACGGUCGGCUGCUGUGUAAAACCUCGGACGCGGCCAUGCUGGCUGCCCACAUACUUCAAGCUGAGAUUGGAAAUUACGACCCUGGGAAGCAUCCUGAAGGUUACAGCUCCAAGUUCCAGUUCUUUCCUAAACACUCGGAGAAGCUGGAGCGCCGGAUUGCAGACCUACACAAGACAGAGCUGAUUGGACAAAUACCUGAAACAUCAGAGCGAAAUUUCCUGCAUAAAGCCCAGAUGCUGGAGACAUAUGGCGUUGAUCCACAUCCAUGCAAGGAUGUGUCUGGGAACCCAGCCUUCCUCGCCUUCACGCCGUUUGGCUUCGUGGUGCUUCAGGGAAACAAGAGGGUUCAUUUUCUCAAAUGGCACGAGGUGACCAAACUGAAAUUCGAAGGCAAGACGUUUCACGUUUAUGCAAAUCAGAAGGAGGACCAAAAGAUCAUCUUGACAUACUUUGCGCCCACACCGGAGGCCUGCAAGCAUCUUUGGAAGUGUGGAGUGGAGAACCAAGCUUUCUACAAGCUUGACAAGUCAAGUCAGGUUCGCACGGUGUCCAGCAGCAACCUGUUCUUCAAGGGCAGUCGUUUCCGUUUCAGUGGACGAGUGGCAAAAGAGGUGAUGGAGCAGAGUGCCAAAAUCAAACGCGAACCUCCAGAAAUACACAGGGCUGGCCUGGUGCCCAGCAGAAGUUGUCCAUCCAUCACCCACGGGCCUCGCCUCACCAGUGUACCGCGCACACGUCGGAGAGCCGUGCACAUUUCUAUUAUGGAGGGUCUGGAGUCGUUGCGUGACAGUGCCCACUCCACGCCGGUGCGUUCAGUGUCCCAUGGGGAUUUCAUGCCACGCUCCCGGAGCCAGGCCACAGACGCCAGUGAGAGGACUGCGGUCAUCUCUGACGAGGCGUACAGCCCCUCCGACAGCGUGCUGCCCACCCCGGUGUCCGAGCACAGCGCGGAGCUGUCCGCCUCCCGCCAGACCAACGGGGCGCCCUGCAGCAUCGAGGAGGAGAAGGAGUCGGAGGCAGGCACCCCGCGUGGGGAUGGGGGAGAUUUAGGUGCGGAGGGUAAAUCCGCACAGGAGGGUGCUGGGGGGGACUCGACCCUCAGCGAGGUGGAACAGGUGAAUAAAUUUGUCUUGAGCGUCCUGCGUUUGCUCCUUGUGACCAUCGGACUCCUCUUUGUCUUGCUCCUCCUCCUCAUCAUCCUCACAGAGUCAGACCUUGACAUUGCAUUUUUACGUGAUAUCCGCCAGACCCCCGAAUUUGAGCAGUUCCAUUUCGAAUACUUUUGUCCCCUCAGGCGGUGGUUUGCCUGCAAGCUCCGCUGGGUGGGCGGGUUGCUCAUUAACAAGUGAGGGGAGGUCGUAGAGUUCGUAAGCCCGCUCGGGGUCUGAGGUGACGGUUAGGACUCCGGAGCGAUGAAGGGCAGCCUCGGCCCCAACAUGAACCCUGCUCCUCAUCCUCCUCCUGCAGACACAGCCUCUCACCAGGCAGGAUCUCUCCUCCUCUCCUCCAAUUUGAUUUACCCCCCCCACCACCCAACCACCUCCUCGUUUCGCUUCUUUUCUUCUUCUUUUUUUCUACAAAACCAGAGGACAUGUUUUGCAUUUUUUUUAUUUCAACUCAUUUCAGGUAUUUUAUUUUUUCAAAUAACACAAAGGAAAAAAAUUAAAACUGGAAUCAAAGGACUGGAGAUGUUUAAACAGUUCCUAUCACAAGGACUGGAGAGUUGCAUUAAUUGUUUUAAACGUGUAUUUGCAAGAGAAGGGAAAGAGAUAAACAGCAAUCGAGGAA
This is a messenger RNA of Gymnodraco acuticeps, 2445 nucleotides long. RefSeq names its product FERM domain-containing protein 5. The record is from RefSeq and is a predicted model, not a curated record. Gene Ontology annotation, cellular component: cytoskeleton. The transcript has 14 exons. NCBI's taxonomy places the organism in Eukaryota, Metazoa, Chordata, Actinopteri, Perciformes, Bathydraconidae. The coding region runs from base 291 to 2006 and encodes 571 amino acids.